AUGAAAUUUCCUGGGUUUUCUAUUGCUGUCUGCUUGCUGGCCAGUGGUUCAUUCAUCAGCGCUAAUCCAGUUUCCAAAUCAUCUGAAAAUCUUCAAUACCUCCAAUUAGACUUGAAGAAAUCCUGGGUUGGUACUAAUGAGCUCGAACGAGCCGCUAAGGAAUGGGAGGAGGUUCAGAAGCUCGAAUACCAUCCUCUUAAGCUUGACAUAAGAAAUCGCCAAUUUUUCUAUGCUGUUGAUCUCAACAUUGGUACGCCGGAGCAAAAAAUGACAGUACAACUUGACACUGGGUCGAGUGAUUUGUGGGUUGUGGGUUCUGAUGUGCGUUGUAGCUCUUCCGAACCAAAUGACGAUUGUAAAGAAUAUGGUACAUUUGAUACCAGUCAGUCAUCCACUUGGUCGCCAAAUGGCACCGACUUUUUUCUCGGUUACUUUGACGGUACUUUCGCAUUUGGUAAAUGGGGUAUGGAUAUUUUGAAUAUAAAUGGUUUCAGAAUCGAAGGCGCAACUUUUGGUGUUGCAAGACAAUCUUCUACUUCUCUCGCUGUGCUUGGUGUUGGUCUACCUGCGCUUGAAGCAACAAAUAUGCAGUUUCCACCUUAUACUUACGAUAACUUACCCCAAAUAUUAAAGCGUAAUGGUAUUAUUGCAAGGAAUGCAUACUCUUUGUUCACUAAUGAAUUAGACGCUGGUUCAGGAUCUAUUCUUUUUGGAGGUGUCGAUCAUCAGAAGUAUAGCGGCAAACUGCUAACCAUGCCAAUUGUUAACGUUGCACCCGACAAGAGUCCUGUACCAAUUUCUCUUGCUUUGAUAUUGAGUGGUAUAGCCUACAGUACCAUGGGUGAUAAGAUUUACCCUCUUACCUCAAGAAUACCUGCCGUUCUAGACAGUGGAACAAGUUUCACCUACUUCCCAAAUACAAUUGCUGAGCAAAUAGCUGAAGUAUUAGGUGCUGUAUGGGACGACGAAGCCGGCGCAUAUGGAGGCCAGUGUCCCUCUCCUAGCGACACUUUGGAUUUUGACUUUGGCGGUAUACAUAUUAGUAUUCCACUCUCAGCUUUUAUUAUUAAGGCUGAGUUCGACAACUGUUAUUUCAGCAUCCUUCCAUUUAAACAAGAUACGGUCCUUUUGGGUGAUACAUUCUUGAGUCAUGCUUAUGUUGUCUUCGAUGUGGAUAGGCAAGAAAUCUCUAUGGCUCAAGCUUCCUACAACUCUGCUGAAGAUAUUGAGCCAAUCAUAGAUGAUAUCCCAAGAUCUGAAAAAGCUCCAGGUUACGCGUUUGUUUGGACCUAUGGCCAAUAUAGAAAAGGAGCAAAAUACCAAGAUUGUGAAUUCUAUAAAUUUUCACACUAA
Messenger RNA from Eremothecium sinecaudum, 1353 nucleotides. RefSeq names its product pepsin-like aspartic protease. Lineage: Eukaryota; Fungi; Ascomycota; Saccharomycetes; Saccharomycetales; Saccharomycetaceae. The record is from RefSeq and is a predicted model, not a curated record. Bases 1 to 1353 code for a protein of 450 amino acids. Gene Ontology annotation, biological process: proteolysis. The transcript has a single exon. Gene Ontology annotation, molecular function: aspartic-type endopeptidase activity.